Saccharomycopsis crataegensis is the source of this 624-nucleotide messenger RNA. It is a transcript of the gene RIB3, whose product is annotated as 3,4-dihydroxy-2-butanone-4-phosphate synthase RIB3. Gene Ontology annotation, cellular component: cytosol. NCBI's taxonomy places the organism in Eukaryota, Fungi, Ascomycota, Saccharomycetes, Ascoideales, Saccharomycopsidaceae. Gene Ontology annotation, biological process: riboflavin biosynthetic process. Bases 1 to 624 code for a protein of 207 amino acids. Gene Ontology annotation, molecular function: 3,4-dihydroxy-2-butanone-4-phosphate synthase activity. The transcript has 2 exons. The record is from RefSeq and is a predicted model, not a curated record.
AUGUCUGAAGUUUUCACCCCUAUACCCGAGGCUCUUGAAAGAUUUAAGAAUGGUGAAUUUCUCAUCGUAAUGGAUGAUGAAGACCGUGAGAAUGAAGGGGACUUGGUCAUUGCUGCUGAACAUAUAACACCUGCCAAAAUGGCGUUCUUGGUGAGAGAAUCUUCUGGGUACAUUUGUGCCCCAUUGAGCAACGCUCGCGCGGAUCGUCUUAAAUUGCCUCUCAUGCUACCACCAUCGACCCAAACAGAUCGCCAUCACACUGCUUAUACUAUUACCGUCGACUAUGCUAUUGGCACCACUACCGGUAUCUCUGCUGGUGAUAGAGCUAAAACAUGCCAGAUGUUGGCAAACGAUGAAGUUAAGGCAGAGGAAUUCACUAGACCGGGCCACGUUGUUCCACUUAGAGCUGUCGAUGGUUUGCUCAAAGAAAGACAAGGUCACACAGAAACCGCGGUCCAGUUAUGCCUUUCAUCUGGUUGCAAAGAUGCUGCCGUGAUUUGUGAACUUGUCAGAGAAGAGGAUGGCAUGAUGCAGCGACUUCCAGACUGUGUGGAAUUUGGAAAGAAACAUAACAUUGGUAUAAUAACCAUUAAAUCCUUCAAGAAGUACCUUGAGGAACAGUAA